AUGGGGUCUGCAUCCUCCAAGCCCGCCGUGCACACCGUUGCCGCCGUCGAGAGUCACCAUGAGAAGCACGCGGCUGUCGAUGAUGUCGCCGCCGCUCUGUCCAGCCUCUCGGUCAAGUCAACGGAUGGCUCGCUCUCCUUUGCCAACAUCGACUCUUGGGAGUCCGAGAUCGCUGCAAAGCCUGAGCUAGUUCUCUCCCGCACCAUCCUGAACCACUCCAACAUCCGCUCCGCCCUAAUGUCUCGCUCUGCUCAGAUUGGGGACACGCACGUCUUCAACACCGAACUUAACUUCAAGACGGGUCCCGUUACUAAUCAGAAGUCCUCCGGACGCUGCUGGCUCUUCGCGACGACCAAUGUGCUGCGCUACAACAUCAUGAAGAAGCUCAACCUCGAGGAUUUCCAGUUCUCCCAGGCAUACCUCUUCUUCUGGGACAAGCUGAACAAGGCCAACUACUACCUUGAGCUCACGAUCCAGCAUGCGGACCUUGCCAUUGACGAGCGCAUCGUUACCCACACAGCCCAAGACCUCAUCGGUGACGGAGGACAGUGGGACAUGGUCGUUAAUAUCCUCGAGAAUUACGGUCUUGUGCCGCAAUCGGUCUAUCCCGAAUCACUACACUCCUCACUUUCCGGCCCGCUCAAUACCCUCCUCAAGACCAAGCUGCGGGAGCACGCCCUGGUCCUCCGCUCGCUAGCAUCGUCUCUUCGCAGUGCCGCGCAGCCUCUUUCUGAGGAGGCUAUCCUGAGCGCGCUUCGUGCGAAGAAGGAGGCGCUCAUGAAGGAGGUUUACACGGUCAUGAGUGCUACCCUCGGCGUUCCUCCUAAGGCACACGAGAAGUUCGUGUGGGAAUACUAUGACAAGGACGGCAAGUCGGGACACUGGGAAGGCACCGCGCUCGAAUUCUACAAGACGUUUGCUAUCGAUAAGUACUCGCCCUCGGAGUCGUUCUCGCUUAUCAACGAUCCUCGUAACGAAUAUGGUAGGUUGUACAGCGUUGACAAGCUCGGAAACGUCUGGGGCGGGCGCCCGGUGCUCUAUGUCAAUACUGUAAUGGACGAUCUCAAGAACGCUGUCGUAAAGAUGGUGAAGGCCGGUCAACCUGUGUUCUUCGGCUGUGAUUCGGGCCAAUUCUCAGACAGCACCGUCGGGAUUUUCGAUACCGCGCUGUACGAGUACGAGAUGGCGUUUGACAUCAAUUUUGGUCUCUCCAAGGCCGACCGCCUGCGCACCAGCGAGUCCGCGAUGACGCACGCGAUGGUCAUCUCCGGCGUGCACCUCGAUGCUGCGGGCAAGCCCCUGCGUUACAAGGUCGAGAAUUCAUGGGGCGACGAGGCGGGCAACAAGGGCUACUUCGUUAUGUCUGAUGCGUGGUUCGAGCAGUUCGUGUACCAGGUCGUCGUCCCGAAGGCGUUCGCGCCCAAGGAGCUCGUCAAGGUAUUCGAUGGCGGCGACGCGACGCUCCUGCCGCUCUGGGACCCGAUGGGUGCUCUGGCGUGA
Messenger RNA from Sparassis crispa, 1500 nucleotides. Its product is annotated as Cysteine proteinase 1, mitochondrial. Gene Ontology annotation, molecular function: cysteine-type aminopeptidase activity. The transcript is spliced from 8 exons. The record is from RefSeq and is a predicted model, not a curated record. Gene Ontology annotation, cellular component: cytoplasm. NCBI's taxonomy places the organism in Eukaryota, Fungi, Basidiomycota, Agaricomycetes, Polyporales, Sparassidaceae. Gene Ontology annotation, biological process: L-homocysteine catabolic process; proteolysis; response to toxic substance. Bases 1 to 1500 code for a protein of 499 amino acids.